GAUCGAUAAUUGAAAGGAUGCUAAGCAAGAUGUCGUCUUUCACGUUGAUGUUGGUCUUAGCAACGGUAUGUGGAAUCAGCGGUUUAGAAAACACAACGGAAGAAAUUCACAGCUCGAACGACUACCACGUUUCUGAAGAGGAAGAUAAUUCAGUUAACGGAAGCCAGAUAGCGGAAGCAACUGCCAAUGAUCCAGCUACUCCCAUUCCGGCGGUGACAUUGACUGCAUGCGAAUUAACUACCCAACGCCGAUUAACCGUCAUCAAAAGUAGCGCAUUUCCUAAUCCUUACAAUCCUAAUAUCGAUUGCAAAUACGUUAUUAAAAGACAAUCAGAGAAUACUUGCUCAGUUACUUUUUUAUUCAACGUCUUCGAUCUGCAGAGAAGCGAAAACUGCGAUAAAGAUUAUCUUUCGAUUGAAGGAGAGAGAAUAUGCGGGUCUCAACCCAUUGGAUUUACAC
Molecule: messenger RNA, 459 nt
Organism: Centruroides sculpturatus (bark scorpion)
Lineage: Eukaryota; Metazoa; Arthropoda; Arachnida; Scorpiones; Buthidae
Exons: 1
Molecular function (GO): serine-type endopeptidase activity
Source: RefSeq, a predicted model, not a curated record